Messenger RNA from Corticium candelabrum, 1474 nucleotides. RefSeq names its product neuroglian-like. The transcript has 4 exons. NCBI's taxonomy places the organism in Eukaryota, Metazoa, Porifera, Homoscleromorpha, Homosclerophorida, Plakinidae. The coding region runs from base 73 to 1290 and encodes 405 amino acids. The record is from RefSeq and is a predicted model, not a curated record.
CCUGAGGCGUGGAACAGGUAUAGAGCGCGAGUGCGUCGUUGACCGACUCUUGCCAUCCGAUUCUCUGCGUCGAUGUUUCAGUAUCAGCUGUUGCCACAAAGCAAUGAAUGUUGGCUAGUCAUCAUUCUUGUCAGUCUAGGUUUGAUCGGGAUAUCAACAUCAACCACCAAUUCGUACAAUAGCACUAUCACAGAUCAACUUUCGGUUCAAUGUAGACGUCCUAGGAGCCAACCGGCUACAAGCAACGAAGUCGCAUUUUUCGCCAACGAAUCGGUUUUAUUCUGGUGUCGCACACCGUGGGAAAGCAUGUCAGAAAAGGUCACGUGGUCAAUAAAUGAGCGACCUAUCGACGAGUCCGAUUGUCCACCACAUGCUGAUUCUCAUUGCGCCAUUUUGGAAUUCGGUAAGCAUCUGCGCAUAAACGAUUUGAUGCCUAACGACGCGGGAAACAUAAAAUGUCACACGAAUGGCAGAUCCUCCCCAUUUCUAGCCAUAACGGUAACAGAUCCGACAGUUCAAAGUGGGCCGGCCAUCCUAGCUCCAUGGAAUCAAACGGCGGUCGUUGGGUCAAAUGUAAGCAUCGUUUUCAUCACCAAGUACGCGGAUGUUUUCAUAUUUUGGAGAGACGAUCCGCACCAUGUCAUUCAAACAAGCGUCGGAAACACUUACGAAAACAGGAUGGAUGGAAAUCUUCACGUAAUGAACGUGAGCAAGGCAGACGAAGGAAAGUAUACGGUGAAAGCACUGAACAGCCACACGGGCCAAACAAGACAAGCAUCUAAAUACCUCAGAGUCUACGAAAAGUCAAAGUCUGCUCAAUCAAACCACAACCCUGAACCAUCUGAGACGAUAAAGCUUACCGGUGUAACAACAACUACCACUAAUCGAGACUCUCAAGAAAGUUCUAUUGAUAUCACCGAGUCUAUCAUCUUUUCAAGUGACUCUUCUGUUCCCUUUGAUCUACAGCAAGCAGGUGGUCAACAACGUGACAACAGGAUUGUCACCAUUGUGAUAUUCUCACUGCCAAGUGGAAUACUAAUGAUCAUUGUAACAAUGAUAAUAGCUACUGUUUACUGCCACAGACGAGUAAAUGUGGUAGAAAAAACAGUGAUUGAUACAAAUCAUAUUGUGAUUGAUACAAAUCAUAUUGUCAGAAAUGGAAAGAACAACUCGCAAAGCCAAGUAAAUGAGGCAGUAGAUAUGAUGGAUGAUAUUUCGAGAAUCAUCGAUCCUGCAGCACCGUUGCCCUCUGCUUCUGCAUCAUCAAUUGGCAACAAUCAAGAAGAGUAAGAAACACUGUGUGUGCAUACCCUGUAUAACCAUGGCUGGGUCGUGAGCAGUUUGAAAACACUUUACAUGUGCAAAAUGGCAACAAUGUGAUUGGUUAUAGGACUGUUAUACCACAUGUUAUCUAAGUACUUGUCAGACGACUAUGAAAUCAAUGCACCAGCAAUGUUAAUAUAACAACAGUGAC